Messenger RNA from Olea europaea var. sylvestris, 1592 nucleotides. RefSeq names its product mitotic spindle checkpoint protein BUBR1. The record is from RefSeq and is a predicted model, not a curated record. Gene Ontology annotation, biological process: mitotic spindle assembly checkpoint signaling; meiotic sister chromatid cohesion, centromeric. Gene Ontology annotation, molecular function: protein kinase activity; nucleic acid binding. Lineage: Eukaryota; Viridiplantae; Streptophyta; Magnoliopsida; Lamiales; Oleaceae. The transcript has 11 exons. Bases 1 to 1422 code for a protein of 473 amino acids.
AUGCUUGGAGCAUGUGUCUCGGAUUUUGGAGGUAGUUGGGAGUCAUUUCUACCAUUAGUAGAGUUUGCAUACAAUAAUAGCUUUCAGGCUACUAUUGACAUGACUCCUUAUGAAGCUCUCUAUAGUAGAAGAUUUAGAUCACCGGCUCAUUGGGAUGAAGUCGGAGAAAAUAGAAUUUUUGGUCCAGAAAUUAUUGCAAAAAUAAUGCAAGCAGUUGAUAAAAUUAGAGACAGAAUAAAGUUAGCUCAAGAUAGACAAAAAAGCUAUGCAGACCAAAAAAGAAAGUCGGUUGAGUUUGAAGUCGGAGAGAAAGUAUUUCGAAAAGUAGCGCCAAUAAAAGGGGUUCUAAGAUUUGGAAAGAAGGGGAAGUUGAGAUCGCGAUUCAUAAGUCUUUUUGGAAUUCUAGAAAGAAUUGGAAAUAUGGCGUACCGUUUAGCAUUGCCACCUAGAUAUCGGCAGAGGUUAUUGGAGGCAAUUGAUGAGUACAAAGGCGAAGAUCCCCUCCAACCAUGGCUAGAGUGCAUCAAAUGGGUUCAGGAGGCUUUCCCUCCUGGAGGUGACUGCUCAGGACUAGUUGUGAUUUAUGAACAAUGCGUCCGCACUUUUUGGCAUGAAGAACGAUACAAGGAGGAUCUACGUUACCUAAAAGUUUGGUUGGAAUAUGCUGAAAAUUGUGUUGAUGCUGAAGUCAUAUAUAGUUUUCUCGAGGCAAAUAAUAUUGGUUUGACACAUUCGUCUUUGUACAUAUCAUAUGCUUUGCACAUGGAAUGCAAGCAUAAAAUUAGAACUGCGAAUGAAAUCUUCAAUCGCGGGCUAUCCAUGAAUGCUCAACCAGUUGAGAAACUGAAGGCUGCCUUCCAGAAAUUUCUCACUCGUUCGAUGAGACAACCAAAAGCCUCAGAUGAGGACAUAAUGGAGAGCCAUUUACCAUCUCGAAGCUUUGGAACUGUAUUGGCUAGGGGAGAAACAAGAAACCAAGCUUCCCAAAGUUUUGAUCUUUCUAGGAAAAAAAUGAAGAUUGACAGGACUCCUGGAACUUCGUUAUCCAUUUAUAAAGAUAGCAGCCGGGAUCCAACAUUGGGUCCUCAAUCAGAAAUGUCAAAAUCAGAAGUAAAAUCUUGGCACUCACUCGGUGCUCGAGCAGAAAGAAACAAAGAGAAUAAUGCAAUUCCUUCCAAAUGGACAUCAAAUAAAAUUCCUCAAAGACCUAAUACAAGAACCGGAAGACCAGCUGCAGGCCCGCGCAUUGAGAUCUUUGUGGAUGAGGAAUGUUCAGGAGCACGUAAGCCAGACAAUGAAGGGGACAACAAGUCUUCAGCUCUGCAGCUUAGAUCUGGAGACGGUAGAGAUCUCAAGAAGGAGACUGAGCUAUUAAGGGAGCAUCCAUUGCGUAAUUUCCCUUCGAGUUCUCUGCCCAGAUAAAUCAAGUACAAGUCUAUUACUGUUGUGGUGUGUGGGAUCAAUGAAUGGAUUAAGAUAUUUCCGAAACUUGAUUGUUAUUGUUAAUGAAUUCGAGGGAUACAAUAUUUUCCAUUUGGGUUUCAUAUUUGUUUCAAGAGUGAGAAGGAUUCUUCAACAACUGCAUUUCCCCA